AUGGCUCCCCUCCUGGAUAUCAAUUCCGACCCGCCCUUCUCGAGCGGAUUUCUCGACAUGAAGCAAGCAGCGGCCGCUAUCAAUGAAGUGCAAGUAGCCGAUGGCGUCCCCGACACGCCCGUCAAGCGCCCAACAAACGGAAAGUCUGAACCACUCACCACGAAGGAGACUCCGUACGUUGUAAGGGAGGUGCCCAUGGGCACGAGGAAGCUCGUCCGCGUCGUGUGCCUCGGAGCAGGCUACUCGGGGGUCGUGAUGAGUAUUGUCUAUGCGCAGCGGAUGACCGACAUGAACGUGGAGUUCUGCAUAUACGAGAGGAAUGCCGACAUAGGCGGGACGUGGCUGGAGAACAGGCAUGUCUUUCUCCUGCCAGAAUUCCUACCCACCUACAUUUCACUAUGCAUCGCCAGGUACCCGGGCUGCCAAUGUGACAUUCCCGCGCACAACUACUCCUACUCCUUCGAGCCCAACCCCAACUGGCCCGGCUACUAUGCUAGCUCACGGGAGAUCCACGACUAUAUGAAGCAGGUCAUCAAGAAGUACGACGUGGGGAAGUACAUGCACACCUCGCACGAGAUCUUGAGUGCGGUCUGGAAUGCGGACCGGGGGCGCUGGAAUCUCCGGGUGAGGAAGCCCAGCGGCGAGGAAUUCGAUGAUCACUGCGAGAUAUUCAUCAACGCAGGGGGCUUGCUCAACAAUUGGAAGUGGCCCAACAUUCCCGGCAUUGCCGACUAUGAAGGAAAACUGAUGCACUCGGCCGGCUGGGACGAGUCGUACGACCUCACGGGCAAGCGCGUCGCCGUCAUUGGCAUCGGGUCGUCGGGGAUACAGAUCGUGCCGCAGAUCGUCAAAGUCGUGGACAAACUGACCAGCUUCAUCCGCUCCAAGACCUGGAUCUCGCCCGGUCCAGGGAUCAACGAGCCCGUCGACGGCGACCCCGAGAUGGACGAACACUACCGGUACACGGCAGACGAAAUUGCACGGUUCAACAACGACCCGGAAUACCUGCUACAUCACCGGCGCAGUCUGGCGGACCGCCGCGCGCAGAUCUUCGACCGCGCGAUCAAGACCAGCGACCUGCAGGCCAAGGCGCAGGUGGUGUUCGCGGCGACGAUGAAGGAGCGACUCGGGGAGACUGAGCAGGGCCGGCGCAUCGCCGACAUGCUGAUUCCGGACUUCCCCAUCGGGUGCCGGCGCCAGACGCCCGGCAUCGGGUUCCUCGAGAGCCUCGUGCGGCCCAACGUCGAGGUGAUUCAGGACGGCAUCGUCCGCGCCACCAAGGGCGGGAUUCUGUGCAAGGACGGCCAGGAGAGGCUACUCGACGCCAUCAUCUGCGCCACAGGGUUUGACACCACGUUCAAACCGCGCAUUCCCAUCGUUGGCCUGGACGGCGUCGAUCUGCGCCAGAAGUGGGAGGACGAAGAGCCCGAGGCGUACUUUGGCAUCGCGGUGCCGGGGUUUCCCAACUAUUUCUCCUUCCUCGGCCCCAACAGCCCCAUCUCCAACGGCACGCUCGUGGGCGGCCUGCAAACGACCGCGGCGUACAUUUACAAAGCGAUCAACAAGCUCCAGACCCAGAGCAUCCGGUGCAUGACAAUCAAGCCAGACGUGGUGCGCGAGUUCAACGAGCACUCGCAGACCUGGCUGCAGCGCAGCGUGUGGACGGCCCCCUGCGCCAGCUGGUACAAGCGCGGGACCACGGACGGGCGCGUCGUCGCCAUCUACGCCGGCACCAGCUCGCAUUUCAUGGAGGCGCUGCGGGAGCCGCGCUGGGAGGACUACGAGUAUGAGUAUGACUACGAGUACGGGGACGGGGACGGUGGUGAUGAUGCCAGUGGCGGUGGUGGUGGGUUUGGGUCUAGAAGGAGGAGGAGGACCAAUCGGUUUGCGUACUUGGGCAAUGGGCAUACCGUGGCCGAGGGCCGUGGGGAGAAUAUGGCCAUGAUGCAGACGUUGGAUUUUGAUCAGUUCUGGGAGCUGGUGGCGUAG
This is a messenger RNA of Fonsecaea erecta, 1989 nucleotides long. RefSeq lists its product as hypothetical. Gene Ontology annotation, molecular function: N,N-dimethylaniline monooxygenase activity; NADP binding; flavin adenine dinucleotide binding. The transcript has 5 exons. Bases 1 to 1989 code for a protein of 662 amino acids. The record is from RefSeq and is a predicted model, not a curated record. NCBI's taxonomy places the organism in Eukaryota, Fungi, Ascomycota, Eurotiomycetes, Chaetothyriales, Herpotrichiellaceae.